Molecule: messenger RNA, 1107 nt
Organism: Mytilinidion resinicola
Lineage: Eukaryota; Fungi; Ascomycota; Dothideomycetes; Mytilinidiales; Mytilinidiaceae
Product: DUF1917-domain-containing protein
Exons: 3
Coding region: 1-1107 (368 amino acids)
Source: RefSeq, a predicted model, not a curated record
AUGUUGGGAGAGGAUGAGAUGGUUUCUGGGAGUGGCUGGGUAUCCGACGAAUCAAGCUUCUACGGCGACGAGGAGGGACAGCGUCGUCUCGAGGACCUCAGCAAGCAGUCAGAAUGUAUGCACUACUGGGAAAACCACGGACGCCUUCUCAACACUAUCGCCUUAAAAGCUCGCAAGAGACUUCUCGACAUCCCAAUCGUGAUGCAAGAGAGCUCGGAAGUCGUGCCAGCACCAAAGCAAUUGGGCGAUAGCAGUAACGACUUGAGCAACACAGUCGCUCUGGGAGCUCCCAAUAAAGUUCCAGAGACUACCAUUGUGCUGCAUAAUCGCAUGCAGGGUAUGCCUGAAGCAUGGCAACUAGGCGAAAGUAUUGAUGACUUCGUCGUCCGAUUACCCCCAGCUACGACAAGAAUCGACACCGUUGGACCGUGGAUCUGGGUUAUGAAUCCCUACCCCGAGAGACGGCACGGAAGCGAGUACAUCCGCGAUUUCAAAGACGCCGGCGUGGAGCUGCUUCAACGCUAUCUUGAAAAGCGAAAGCAACUGGAAGCUGAAAAUCCUGGCAAGGCGAAGGAAACCAUCACGAAGAGACUACACGCAGACCGUGACCGUUUACCGGGUCAGAUCAAAGAUCUCGCGAUCAAGUAUGGUGUCUUGAGUGGAAAGUGGAUGUUCUUUCCAACAGUCAAAGAUCUCCCCAGAAUGUGGAAGGCCCUCGCAGAAGCAGUCACUCAAAAUCGGCUGGGUAUUGGAGCAAAGGUAGCAACCGACGAUGGCAGCGCCAGGUCGGACACUCGUUUGAUCUGCAUCUACACCUAUGACUUCACAGACACGGAAGACGUUCGCCGAGUGCUCGACGAGCUCGUGAGGAUGGGAUUGGUAGAUGCCGACAUGCCCAUGGGAAUCUUUUACAAGUGUGACGCUUACACUCAUCUGGACAUUACGGGCAACAACAAAUACGGCCUCAGGAACAGUCUCUAUUCGAGCAAGACCAUGUUGGUCGGAGAGCGGCUCUCUGGACAGCGGCUCUCUGCAGCUUCCAGGAUCAUAUCUACGCCAUUUUCCAGGAUGAAGCAAUCGACUCUCAACAAAUCUCAACGUAGCUGA